Messenger RNA from Microdochium trichocladiopsis, 1575 nucleotides. Its product is annotated as amino acid/polyamine transporter I. The record is from RefSeq and is a predicted model, not a curated record. Gene Ontology annotation, cellular component: membrane. Gene Ontology annotation, biological process: transmembrane transport. The coding region runs from base 1 to 1575 and encodes 524 amino acids. The transcript has 4 exons. Gene Ontology annotation, molecular function: transmembrane transporter activity. NCBI's taxonomy places the organism in Eukaryota, Fungi, Ascomycota, Sordariomycetes, Xylariales, Microdochiaceae.
AUGGCCAACGACAUCAAGACAGACUUGCAGCCAUGCGAGUCGCCCAUCGAUGGUGCCGAGUCCGAUGGCCUCGAUGAGAAGCAGGGCAACUCCAUGGACCGUGCCAACAUGUACCGUAUGGGCAAGGUCCAGGAGAUGAGGAGAAACUUCCGCUUCGUCUCGAUUUUUGGAUUCUCAAUGAUUUUGAUGGCCUCGUGGGAGGCGGCGCUCAGUGUUGCGAUCAUCGGUCUUAUCAACGGCGGCUCGGCAGGACUCAUCUGGGGAUACUUUAUCUGCUGGAUGGGCUUCAUCCUCGUCAACACCUCGAUGGCUGAAAUGGGUUCCAUGGCCCCAACCAGCGGCGGUCAAUACCAUUGGGCCUCCGAGUUUGCCCCUCGUGAGCACCAAAAGGUCAUCUCCUACCUCAUGGGUUGGCUCGCAGUGCUCGGCUGGCAGGCCUUGGCAGCCUCCACGUCGUUCGUUGCUGGCACCCAGAUCCAGGGUCUCCUUAUUCUGGCGUAUCCCGACACCUACGGUCCCGAGCCGUACCACGGCACACUGCUGUCCAUGGCACUUGCUGCUUUCUCCGUCUUCUUCAACACGGUCUUGUCCCGCAAGUUGCCGCUGAUUGAGGGCAUUGUGUUGAUCAUCCACAUCUUCGCCUUCAUCGGUAUCCUCGUGACGCUGUGGGUGCUCGCGCCCCUCGGCGAUGCGUCCGUCGUGUUUACCGAAUUCACCGACGGAGGCGGCUGGGGAUCGGCCGGUGCUUCGACAAUCGUGGGACUCCUGGCUGGUGCUCUUCCUCUGCUCGGUGCUGAUGCGGCCGUGCACAUGUCUGAGGAACUUCGCGAUGCCAGCCGGACUCUGCCCAAGACGAUGAUUCUGAGCACAAUCAUCAAUGGCGCAAUGGGCUGGCUGAUGAUCAUCACGUUCUGCAUGUGCCUGGGCAGCCUUGAGGACAUCCUGGCUUCUCCCACUGGCCAGCCCUUUAUGCAGGUUUUCUUCAACGCCACGCAGAAUGCCGGCUCCGCCAUUGCCAUGGCGUCUUUCAUCACGGCCCUCACAGUCUUUUGCAACAUCACCAUGGUUGCCACUGCGUCUCGCCAGCUGUUCGCCUUCGCUCGCGACCAGGCCGUCCCCUUCAGCAGCUUCUUCGCCCACAUCCGCCCUGGCUGGGACGUCCCGGCCAACUCCAUCUUCUUCACCUUUAUCGUCUCGAGCUUGCUGGCCCUCAUCAACAUCGGCUCCCCGGUAGCUCUGAACUCCAUCACCUCGCUCAGCACCACCUCGCUGAUCUCCACUUACAUCGUCUCCAUCAGCUGCAUCAUCUGGCGCCGCGCCACGGGUGCCCCCAUGCUCAAGUCCCCCUUCACCCUCGGCAAGUGGGGCCUGCCCAUCAACAUCGCCUCGGUCGUGUUCCUCGUCUUCAUCCUCGUGGUUGCGUUCAUGCCGUCUUCCCCCAACCCGGCCCCCGAGCUCAUGAACUGGAACAUCCUGAUCUAUGGCGUCGUCAUGCUCAUCUCCGUUGCGUACUUCUUCGCCAAGGGUCGGCACCACUAUGCCGGUCCUGUCGCAUACGUCAGGCAGCUCGAGUAG